CAAAAGAGUUUAAUUAUUAUAUAUAUUAAAAGUUAAAAAAUCUCGUGAUAUUACACUAGUAAAUUAUAUAAUUAAGCUGAUUAGCUUAAUCUCAUAUAUAAGUCCUACGUCGUUGAACCAUGAAGGCCCAAUCAUUUUAGUCCACAAGCCCAGAUAUAAAAAUCACUUUUAGAAGCUCACAAAGAAAAAGCCCAGAAAACUUAUGACUUUAUUCAAAAGACAUUAAUAUUCUUCCAUUGAUUCCAAAUUUACAUGUGAAUGCCACUCAAUACCCAAGAGAUUGAAAACUUGUUUUGCAAUCUCAUUUGUAAAUUUGGGAUCAGUUCAUCAUCAUCUGUUCACUUUUUCUUUGUCCCAUCAAUCAAUUCAAAGAUCAUACGAUACAAUUUUGUAGAGAAGAAUGGCAGAUAAAUCAAAACCUAGGAUGUUAACAAUAUAUUUAUAUGUACCUAAUAUCAUUGGGUACAUUAGAGUAUUAAUGAAUUGCUUUGCGUUUGCAAUAUGCUUUUCUCAUAAAGGUGUUUUCUCCGUUCUAUAUUUUGUAAGCUUUGUAUGUGAUGGUAUAGAUGGCUGGUUUGCUCGUAAACUCAAUCAAGUCUCAACUUUUGGUGCUGUUUUGGACAUGGUGACAGAUAGGAUAAGCACAGCUUGUCUCCUAGUUUUACUUUCCCAAAUUUACCGACCUGGCUUGGUUUUCUUAUCAUUACUUGCGUUGGAUAUUGCAAGUCAUUGGUUCCAAAUGUACAGUACUUUCUUGUCGGGAAAGGUUAGCCAUAAAGAUGUUAAAGAUAGCUCGAGCUGGCUCUUCAGGUUAUAUUACGGGAACAGAAUGUUUAUGGCAUUCUGUUGUGUCUCGUGUGAGGUUCUUUACAUAAUCCUUUUUCUCCUUGCGAAGAGCCAGAAUGAAGAUUUGCUUAAUGUUAUAGUUUCUUCUGGAAGACAGAGUUUGGCUCUCUUUAUUCUAGAAGCUCUGGCUCUAUUUGGAUGGGCGGUUAAACAAGCCGUCAAUGUAAUACAGCUAAAGACCGCAGCAGAUGCAUGUGUUCUGCAUGACAUAAACUUGAAGCAGAAGUCAUAAAUCGGUCACAUUUCAUAUGCUCCAAUCUUCUAAAUACUCUCAUUUGAGCGUGAUGAUGCGAACAACUGAACGGGGACUAUCGUCUUAUCAGGAAUGCUAACAUGAACUUUUUUCGUUUCUACACGAACAACUUUCCUUCAUUGCCAAUAGGACUUUCGAGAUUUACCAUGAAGAGUGUGCUUGUGGACAAGAACCUUGGUCGAUUAUUAGUUUGAUGCUAAUGUAAUGUUCUCAUGUUAUGGUAAUUAGUGGUCAUAAAGAAAUUACACAACUUACACUUGUAUCACAUCUCAUGUUUCAGGAUCAUUCUUCAGAAGAAUUUAGGCAUUUCAACCAUAAA
Amaranthus tricolor (Joseph's coat) is the source of this 1418-nucleotide messenger RNA. RefSeq names its product CDP-diacylglycerol--inositol 3-phosphatidyltransferase 1-like. The record is from RefSeq and is a predicted model, not a curated record. Gene Ontology annotation, molecular function: CDP-diacylglycerol-inositol 3-phosphatidyltransferase activity. NCBI's taxonomy places the organism in Eukaryota, Viridiplantae, Streptophyta, Magnoliopsida, Caryophyllales, Amaranthaceae. Gene Ontology annotation, biological process: phosphatidylinositol biosynthetic process. The transcript has 11 exons. Gene Ontology annotation, cellular component: Golgi apparatus; membrane. The coding region runs from base 401 to 1078 and encodes 225 amino acids.